AUGACGUACACAAUAAACCGCUGUAACGACGUGGGGCCAGACGAGCCCCCAUUUCUCCGGUUCCUCGGUCGCUACUUUUCCAUGCUGUCGAAGCCCUUGAUAUUCAAUUGGUCCGUUACCCAAUUGGACGACAUAAAGUCCCAAUUGUCGGGCGGAAUUCGUUACUUGGAUCUGCGCCUGGCGACAAAGCCAAACGACUCAAAAAUUUACUUCCUCCACGGUUUGUACGGUGAGGCCGUGGAGUUACAUCUGAACGAAAUCUCUAAUUGGCUCAAGGCGCAUCAGGAAGAGAUAGUAAUCCUAGACUUUCAACACUUUUACUCAUUUAGUUUGAGUGAUCAUCAGAGUCUCGUGGGCAUAAUUAAGAGAACAUUUGGGACAGCAAUCUGCCCAUUUUCUGGGAAUCUAUCGAACAUCAGCAUUGAUUGGAUGGUGAGGAGAGGCUAUCAGGUGCUCAUCGUCUACAGGAAUGAGAUUGCCAAGGUUGACAGGGCGGUGUGGCCGUCGGGACUGUGGUCCACACCCUGGCCCAAUACUACUGAUCCCAGUGCAUUGAUAGAUUUCUUGGAUUCGAGAUUAAAAACUAAACUUCCGAACGUGGGAUAUGUCUCUCAGUGUCUUUUAACUCCUGACAUCAGGUACGUCCUCAGGCACCUUUGUGGCAAUCUUCAUAGUGAUCUUGCUGUCAAGUGUCGAGGAGUCUGUUUACCCUGGGUGAAGGGACAUCAUCCUGGAAGCGGGGGGAUGAAUAUUGUCAUCACUGAUUAUGUUUCUUUUAAUAAUUUUGAGUUUUCCAGAACCGUCAUUCAGAGGAAUAGGGAGUUCCUGGGCCUUUUAUAA
Molecule: messenger RNA, 840 nt
Organism: Fopius arisanus
Lineage: Eukaryota; Metazoa; Arthropoda; Insecta; Hymenoptera; Braconidae
Product: PI-PLC X domain-containing protein 3
Exons: 1
Coding region: 1-840 (279 amino acids)
Biological process (GO): lipid metabolic process
Molecular function (GO): phosphoric diester hydrolase activity
Source: RefSeq, a predicted model, not a curated record